AUGGCACCAAUAACCCUACCACACAACAAUACGAUCCCCUUCGCCACUUCUAAUGGGACGAUCAUCCUCGUUCAAGGCUCAGAUAGCCCCUGGGACCUGGACCUGAAUACACUUGUCACCAUCGUGUUUGGCGUCAUCAGCAUCGCUUUCCAAAUAGGCCACAUGUACCACGGGACAACGCGAAAGAGUAGAACCACCGGGACCGCUCAUGAAGACGUUGAAAAAAAUGGACCCAGGCACCCCAGGGACGGGCAGGGAACGUUUUUCGGACCGCGCCAUCCUCCACAUUAUUGGGAUGAGUCCCAAGACUACAAGACUGGGAGGCCGUUGAUGAGUCAACCGUCUUCGGCCGCGCACAUCCGCGGUGUGGCUCUCCGAAAGCCUUCGUACCACGAUAACAGCACGCAACUGGGCACCAGGAGUGUUCCUGAAGGGCAUGUAUAUCGACGGCAUCCCUGGCAGAACAAUGAGUGGACAAGUGGGACGAGUCCAUGGCCUAUCCCCACUGAGCCUGCCCUUCAACGACAACACGCUCAGCGUCGCCAGCCGGGGUUUUUCUGA
Molecule: messenger RNA, 561 nt
Organism: Diaporthe citri
Lineage: Eukaryota; Fungi; Ascomycota; Sordariomycetes; Diaporthales; Diaporthaceae
Exons: 2
Coding region: 1-561 (186 amino acids)
Source: RefSeq, a predicted model, not a curated record